AUCAGCUCCUCAUCAGUCUCUUCUAUAUACUCUAUAUGCCAAUAUCACAAUGCGUGUCUCUCAGCUCCUCGCAGUAGCGACUUAUGUCACCAGCGUCUUGUCCUGCGCAAAGCAUAACAAUCACUACUCCCUAAAGAACAAGAAGCGACACAUUGACCCUCGCGCCGAGCCUGGUAGUAAGGACUGGGCUUAUGAAGCAUCCUACAAUUGGGGUCGCAUCAACCCGGAUUACCAUCUUUGCCAAGAUGGAACACAGCAGUCUCCAAUCCCCAUUGCCCUCAAGCAAGGUCUCUCACUGGAACAUUUGAUCAAAGAGUGGAAUUAUCCAAGUGAGAUCACCGGUAAUUUCUUCAACUGGGGCUAUGGUCCUGCAUUUACCGUCCAGAACGAAGAUGAAAUCUGGACUCAGAACCCCUCCUUCAGCUUCGACAAUGAGACCGUUUACCUCAAAGGCUGGCACAUUCAUGCGCCCGCUGACCACACCGUUGAACGCCAUCGUUCUCGAGCCGAGCUUCAUCUCGUCCACGUCAAUGCGCAAGGCAAAGAACGCGCUGUCCUUGCAAUUCGUCUUGACCCAGGCAACAAAGCAAACAGCUUCUUGGACCAACUCCCAAAGAUGAUUGGCUUCAACGAAACAGACGUCAGUGAAGAGGCUACGCUCAACCAUAAGCUGCUUCUUGAGAGUGUUGAUUACUUUGAUGAAUUUUGGACUUACGAGGGAAGCUUAACAAGUCCCCCGUGCACUGAGGGUAUUCGCUUUUUCAUCGUGCGACAGAUUCUGUUUACAAGUGUGCAGCAGAUGCGGGAUAUUCUUGGGGCUUCGACUUAUAGUGCUCGUGAGGAGCAAUUGGUCUGGCGCCACCGUAUCAAUGUAUGAUAGGAAGUAGAUGUAGUUGAGAUAGCGCGAGGCUGAAUUAAUGGGGCAGCAUUACCCACCAUAACAUCAUU
This is a messenger RNA of Fusarium redolens, 948 nucleotides long. Its product is annotated as alpha carbonic anhydrase. The transcript has 2 exons. The coding region runs from base 50 to 877 and encodes 275 amino acids. Lineage: Eukaryota; Fungi; Ascomycota; Sordariomycetes; Hypocreales; Nectriaceae. Gene Ontology annotation, molecular function: zinc ion binding; carbonate dehydratase activity. The record is from RefSeq and is a predicted model, not a curated record.